AUGAGUUUUAAUUCGAAUUUCUUUGGCAAUGACCCCUUUUUCAGUGGUAGCAACAAUGGCUUUUUUGGAAAUGACCCCUUUGCUCUGAUGAACGAGCAAAUCAAUAGAAUGAACCAACAGUUUAAUGCCAUGAACCAACAGUUCAAUACCAUGAAUCAGCAAAUGAAUCAGCAAAUGAAUCAGCAAAUGAGGAACAUGGUUAGCGGACCAAACAAUUAUCCAAAUUUAAUUGAACAAAGGAAUAUCAAUACUGAUAUUAAUACCGUCUAUGAUCCCAGUUCCUCUCCCAGCUCGAAUAGAAGUUUGACUCACAGCAACAACAAUAACAAUAAUAAUAAUAAUAACAAUAAUAGUAACAGUGUUAGUAACUUCAAUUAUAACAGUCAUAGCAUGAAUUUUUCUGGUACAAAAAUUGUAGAUAAUCCAACCAAUGUCGAGGUUUCAAUAUUAAUCCCAAAUUGUCAAAAGGAUAAUAUUAACCUAUACUUGAAUGAAAGCUCGAACACUUUGACGGUUUCGGGAAUGCAAGAGCAAAUUGUUAGAUCUCAAUUUGGUUACUCCUCCUCCUCCUCAUCAUUUUCAAAAUCUUUUUCUUUGAAUACCAAUGCCUCAUUAGAUUCAAAUUCAAUUGAUUUCAAUUAUGACACUCAAAACGGCUUAUUGAACUUGGUUAUUCAAAAACGGUUACCAUCAAUUAGAAAUAAUUAUCAUAAUAAUAGUAAUGACACAAUCAGUCCAAGAAACGUUGAUUUAAUUGAAAAUGCUAAUGAAAACAACAGAAUCGAGGAAAUUCAAGAUGAUGAGAAUAGUAAUAGCAGCAGCAUCCACAACUAUGACAAUAAUAAUAGGAAUAAUAAUAGAAAUAAUAACAAUAACAACAACAACAACAACAACAAUAAUAACAAUUUUACAAAUUUUAAAUACAAUAAUAGUGGUAAGUAUCAAUUAUAA
Ascoidea rubescens DSM 1968 is the source of this 951-nucleotide messenger RNA. RefSeq lists its product as uncharacterized. The record is from RefSeq and is a predicted model, not a curated record. The transcript has a single exon. Bases 1 to 951 code for a protein of 316 amino acids. Lineage: Eukaryota; Fungi; Ascomycota; Saccharomycetes; Ascoideales; Ascoideaceae.